CCUUUCUCCUUCUCCUCUCCAAAGACGGAAGCCCGAGGACAAGCGAAGAGGAGCGGCGGCAAAGCUGCAGCAGCUGGGCUAGGCUGACGAGAUGGGGGACUCUAAAGUGAAGGUGGCGGUGCGGGUCCGGCCCAUGAAUAGGAGGGAAAUAGACCUGCAUACAAAAUGUGUGAUAGAUGUGGAUGGAAACAAAGUGAUUCUUCAUCCCGUUAACACUAACCUUUCAAAAGGAGAUGCCAGGAGUCAACCAAAGGUGUUUGCCUACGAUCACUGCUUCUGGUCUAUGGAUGAAGCGGUCAAAGAAAAAUAUGCAGGCCAAGAUGUUGUUUUCAAGUGCCUUGGAGAGAACAUUCUCCAGAACGCCUUUGAAGGCUACAAUGCGUGUAUCUUUGCCUAUGGGCAGACUGGGUCUGGAAAAUCUUACACAAUGAUGGGCACAGCGGACCAGCCUGGAUUAAUCCCCCGGCUCUGCAGCACUCUCUUUGAGAGAGCCCAGAGAGAGGAAAAUGAAGAACAGAGUUUCAAAGUGGAAGUGUCCUACAUGGAGAUUUACAAUGAGAAAGUCAGAGAUCUUCUGGACCCAAAGGGGAGCCGCCAGUCUUUAAAAGUCAGAGAACACAGCGUCUAUGGGCCAUAUGUAGAUGGGCUUUCAAAACUAGCUGUUGCCAGUUACAAGGACAUAGAGUCCUUGAUGUCUGAAGGCAACAAAUCUCGGACAGUCGCUGCAACCAACAUGAACGAAGAGAGUAGUCGGUCCCAUGCAGUUUUCAAGAUCAUCCUCACACACACUUUGUAUGAUGUAAAGUCAGGGACAUCUGGUGAAAAAGUGGGCAAGUUGAGCCUGGUUGACUUAGCAGGCAGUGAAAGAGCGACAAAGACAGGAGCUGCAGGAGACAGGCUGAAGGAAGGAAGCAACAUCAACAAGUCGCUCACAACUCUUGGACUGGUUAUUUCCGCCCUUGCAGAUCAGGCUGCUGGCAAAAAUAAGAACAAAUUUGUUCCCUAUCGUGACUCGGUGCUCACUUGGCUUCUCAAAGACAGCCUUGGUGGCAACAGCAAAACAGCUAUGGUUGCAACAGUCAGCCCCGCAGCAGAUAAUUACGAUGAGACGCUUUCCACCUUGAGGUAUGCAGACCGGGCCAAGAAUAUUGUGAACCACGCUGUGGUGAAUGAAGACCCCAACGCUCGCAUCAUUCGAGAACUGCGGGAGGAGGUGGAGAAACUCAGGGAGCAACUUACCAAAGCAGAGGCAAUGAAAUCUCCAGAACUAAAGGAUCGCUUGGAGGAAUCUGAAAAACUCAUCCAAGAGAUGACUGUGACCUGGGAAGAGAAGCUACGAAAAACUGAGGAAAUUGCACAGGAGCGGCAGAAGCAGCUUGAAAGCCUUGGCAUCUCUCUUCAGUCUUCCGGGAUCAAAGUUGGUGAUAACAAGUGCUUUCUGGUUAACUUGAAUGCUGACCCUGCUCUCAAUGAACUCUUGGUCUACUAUUUAAAGGAACACACACUAAUUGGGUCAGAUAAUUCCCAGGAUAUCCAGCUAUGUGGAAUGGGGAUUCUGCCUGAGCACUGUAUAAUAGAUAUCACCUCAGAUGGACAAGUUAUGCUGACACCUAAGAAGAAUACAAGGACAUUUGUAAAUGGCACCGCUGUCACAGGUCCCACACAGCUACACCAUGGAGACAGAAUCCUGUGGGGAAACAAUCACUUCUUCAGGCUAAAUUUGCCAAAAAAGAAAAAAAAGGCAGAAGCUGAGGACGAAGACAGUUCGAUGAAAGGAAGCAACAGCUCCGAGCAGCUAGAUUUAGAUGGAGACAACUCCAGUGAAGUGUCCAGUGAGAUCAACUUCAGCUAUGAAUAUGCCCAGAUGGAGGUCACUAUGAAAGCACUCGGUGGCAAUGAUCCCAUGCAAUCAAUUUUGCAGAGCCUGGAGCAGCAGCAUGAAGAAGAGAAGCGGUCUGCCUUGGAGCGUCAAAGGGUUAUGUAUGAACAUGAGUUGGAACAGCUCCGAAGACGGUUGUCUCCAGAGAAACAGCACUUCCGUGCUAUGGACAGGUUCUCCUGCCAUUCUCCCAAUGCUCAACAACGAUUACGACAGUGGGCAGAAGAGAGAGAAGAGAUGCUAAACCACAGCCUGAGGAAGCUGAGGGAGCAGAUUGUGAAGGCCAACUUGUACGUGAGGGAAGCUAACUUCAUUGCAGAGGAGAUGGAUAAAAGAACAGAGUACAAGGUUACUCUGCAGAUCCCAGCCUCAAGCCUCAAUGCAAACAGAAAGCGAGGUGCCGUUCUUAGUGAACCAGCCAUUCAGGUGAGGAGGAAAGGAAAAGGCAAACAGAUCUGGUCACUUGAGAAGCUGGAGAACCGACUGGUAGACAUGAGGGAUCUCUAUCAAGAAUGGAAGGACUGUGAGGAGGACAACAUGAGGUCUUACUUCAGGCGAGGGGAUCCUUUCUAUGACGAACAAGAGAAUCACAGCCUUAUUGGGGUGGCCAACGUCUUCCUCGAAUCCCUGUCUUGGGAUGUGAAGCUCCAGUACGCCGUUCCAAUCAUCAACCAGAAAGGAGAGGUAGCAGGUCGACUGCAUGUUGAAGUGGUACGAGUGAGCGGUGAGAUUGGUGAGCGAAUCGUAGGAGGUGAUGACAGCAUGGAGGCCUCCACCGAGAGUGAUCUGCAGGAGCAGAAGUUGGUGUGCAUGAUCAAAAUCCUUCAAGCAACAGGUCUGCCCCAGCACCUCUCCAACUUUGUGUUCUGCAAAUAUUCUUUCUGGGAUCAGCUGGAACCCGUGACAGUGGCCCCAGAAGUGGACCCUUCUCUGUCUCCCAUCAGCAAAGAGCCCCGGUGCAUGGUUGUCUUUGACCACUGCAAUGAAUUCUCUGUAAAUGUUACUGAAGAUUUUCAGGAGUAUCUCUAUGAAGGUGCUUUGGCCAUUGAAGUUUAUGGGCACAAGCAGUGCGACCCUCGAAAAAACCCAGCACUGUGGGAUCUAGGAAUAAUUCAAGCUAAAACACGAAGUCUUCGAGACAGGUGGAGUGAGGUCACACGCAAACUGGAGCUGUGGGUUCAAAUUCUGGAACUUAAUGAGAAUGGGGAGUAUUGCCCAGUGGAGGUGAUACCAGCUAAAGAUGUGCAUACCGGUGGCAUCUUUCAGCUCAGGCAGGGUCAGUCCCGCAGAAUUCAAGUGGAAGUGAAGUCUGUGCAGGAAUCUGGAACGUUGCCUCUCAUGGAAGAAUCCAUAUUAUCUGUUGGAGUGGGUUGCGUUCAGAUAAGAAACAUCAAGUCACCAAAAAGCCAUGAGAAUUGUCAGGAGGAAGAUGAUGACAUGGACAGUUACCAGGACAGAGACCUGGAGAGGCUACGUCGGAAGUGGCUGAACACGCUUACAAAGCGCCAGGAAUACUUGGAUCAACAGCUGCAGAAACUUGUUGGGAAACCUGACAAAACAGAAGAUGACACAGACCGAGAGGCCCAGCUGUUAGAGAUGAGACUGACCCUUACAGAAGAAAGAAAUGCCGUAAUGGUGCCUUCUGCUGGCAGUGGGAUCCCUGGUGCACCUGCAGAGUGGACACCUGUGCCUGGUAUGGAGACGCACAUUCCAGUCAUUUUCCUUGAUUUAAAUGCGGAUGACUUUAGCUCGCAGGAUAACCUUGAUGAGCCUGAAGCAGGUGGCUGGGAUGCCACCCUGGUUGGUGAAGAUGAAGAUGAGUUCUUUGAACUGCAGAUCGUAAAGCACCAUGAAACUGAGGUGAAGGCUGAAGCUUCCUGGGAUUCCACAGUCCAUAACUGCCCGCAGCUCAGCAGAGGAACAGCAGCAGAGCAAAGGGUUUUUCUGAUAGUGCGGGUGAUGGUGCAACUCAGCCAUCCUGCAGAAAUGCAGAUCGUCCUCCGCAAGCGGAUAUGUGUCAAUGUCUAUGGCAAGCAGGGGUUUGCCCAGAGUUUCCUGAGAAGAAUGUCCUACCGAAGUUCUGUUCCUGGCUGCGGAGUCACCUUUGAAGCAGUUUCAAAUAUCCCAGAGGAUGCUCAAGGAGCAGAGGAACGUGAGGCACUAGCAAGAAUGGCAGCCAAUGUUGAAAAUGCAGCUUCAGCUGACUCGGAAGCCCACAUAGAGAAGUACCUCCGGAGUGUGCUGGCUGUUGAGAAUAUUCUCACUCUGGACCGACUGCGCCAGGAGGUUGCCGUCAAAGAACAGCUAACGGGCAAAGGAAAGCUGUACAGAAAGAGCCUCAGUUCCCCAAAUGUCAAUCGACUUUCCACAAGUCGCCAAGAUCUAAAUCCACCAUAUAGCCUUGCUACUUCCAAAUGUCCAAAGGUCCUGGCAGAGAGUCGUUGGGAAAGCCAGCAAGACAUAUCGCAGUCUUCAGCACAUUCCAAUAAAGCCCGGACAAGUCUGUCAGGCUCUGCUCAGCAAAAUGGUUCCAAUGACCCAGGACUUGGUAGCCUGGCUGCCUCCUACUUGAAUCCCGUGAAGUCCUUCGUGCCUCAGAUGCCAAAGCUGCUUAAAUCUCUGUUUCCCGCUAGAGAUGAGAAAAGGGGCAGGCAACCAUCUCCCCUUGCACAGCAGUCUGUCCCACGAAUUAUGGUUCAGUCUGCCAGUAUCGAUGCCAGUGCUGCAAAAAUUAAACAGGUUAUGCAUGAGGAGGGAAGCAAAGAGUCACUUGAGAUGACCAUGCAUUCUAGCGAGUUGGGGAAAAAUUCAGAAAAGUCACCUAAAGUGCCUUCACAUCAGUCUAUGGCAGACGUUCCAACACAGGACUCCCAAGAAGGGCCACCAAGCCCCUUAAGUGAAGCCUCUAGUGGCUACUUCUCCCACAGUGUUUCUACAGCAACCCUUUCUGAAGCACUUGCACCAGGAAAUGACUCCCCCCUUCAGGCCAGCAGCCAGAUGCCUGCAGCAAGUGAUGGGCCCCAGCCUGCAAUGGCCACUCAAAUGAUGUCUGCUGCUGAAGGUCCUGCAAAGUUACAUUCUGUGGUAGGUUCUGAGGUUUCACCUCUUCUAAGAGGUGAUUUGAUGGGCCCUGGCCUUAAAAUAGAUCAUACAAGAACUAAAGACAACAACAGAGUUAAUGGGGAGGACAACUUAAGGUCAAAGGCUGUUGUCUCUUCUGUAGCAGUAGGUGAUGACCAAGCUAAUGCGUCUAUAGCUACUAAUGCUAAAGGCUAUUCUUCUACCUCCUCCUCAAAGAAAGAGUUGCAGUUGAUGCAACCACCUGUAACUUCACUAACCUGGGACCCUCCUUCCAUUAUUGGUCAUGGCAAUUCCACAUCCGUUUCUGAAACUGGACCUUCAGAAUCUCAGGUUCUUCCCUACCUUUCACUUCAGUCCAGCAGUGCAGCCUCUCCAUUCAAAAUCCAAAGAGUAAGGACAUCAGAACUUAAGUCCUUCUCAAACAUGUUGGGAGGAGAACAAGGAGGAUUCUCAAGCUCCGAGGAAGAGAAGGUCGAAGACAGAAACAAACAGAAUUCACAGGAAUCUGGCCAGAACAACGGCACAGACACUGGCUCUGAAGAAAAACUGGAAGUAACAUCUGACUCAGAAGAAGCCAAUGAAAUACCAGACUGGCUAAAGGAGGGUGAAUAUGUGACUGUUGGUACAAAUAAGACUGGAACAGUGCGAUAUGUUGGCCCAACAGACUUCCAGGAGGGAACAUGGAUUGGUGUAGAGUUGGAUUUGCCAUCGGGUAAGAAUGAUGGUUCGAUUGGUGGACGGCAAUAUUUCAAGUGCAAUCCAGGCUAUGGUCUCCUUGUGAAACCAAGUAGGGUAAAAAGAGCCACAGGGCCUGCAAGACGUCGAAGCACUGGCCUGAGAUUGCAAGGUGGAGUCACACCUGAGAACCGGAAGAGCAGCAGUUUGUCUGGUUCAGCCUCCAACUUGGCUUCUCUGACUGCCUUGGCCAAAACUGAAGGAGGAUCCACUUUACGGCCUGAAAAGACCCAGAAGAAUACUGAAAACAGGAAAUCAUGGGCGACAUGAAAGAGGCCUGCUUGAGACCACACUACCUUGUUGAAACUGACACUUUGGAAUGGCUUUACUUGCACAACUAAGCCAACCCAAGGGAUUACCAGCACAGGGCAAAGUCCUAAGGGGUGGGGGUGGGGGGGUGGAUUCCUUGCUAGAAUCACUGAGGUAUAAUAAAUCCUUGCCUUUUUUUUGUGAUGAGGGAAUUGUGUUGAGAUUCCUGAUGCAAAUGAUGGCACUUCUAUUUCUGCUUUUACCAGUUCUUUCCUACACAUGUGUGCACAUAUAGGCAACAAAUCAGUGAGUGUGCUUCAAGGGAAAGCUAUUUGCCAUAUUGAUUGCAUCUGUUUCCAGCUCUUUUGAGAGAUACAAACAUGAGGGCCGCGGUCAGACGCACCAUCAAAUCCAUCAGCAAGGCGUUCCUGUUUUGUCCAUCCUUAUUUGAAACAUUGUUGCCCGAUCAGACAUCCCAAACAUAAUCCACCUUGCCGAGUGCCUGUCCCGUCGUUGACUGAUCAGAUGGCCCGGCCUUUGCGCAUGUGCAUAAACAAUGCCGCUGAUUGGCUCAACCUCAGGGACUAUUUUCUAGAAAUACGGACUAAACAAUGAUUGUGUCACAAAAUUCAACCCCAACAAAAUUAAAAAUAAACAUUUGCAGUUGCUCGGAAUUCAUCUGUUGUGGUGCUUAAAGCACCCAGGAGCCCUUCCGCCUUCUGCUGAUCCUUUUGCGGUUAUGCGUGUAUCGCUAAGAUUUUUUAAAAAUGGCGCUGCUCUGGGAUGCAAGUUGAGACGACUCGCUAACGCUGUUAUGAUCAGACAGGGGAAAUCUGUUUUUGGCCCGUCGUCAAACAUUUAGAACCGGAUUUUAUCCACUAUCAAAAAAGUCCGACAGUAAGUCACAGCAUGACGGGAUACUCACAACUCACCGACUACUCCCAGAUGUUGUCGUAUGGACGUGCACUUUCAAUCCGAAGAGCAUGCGCUGCUGUGUCGGAUAAAAAUGUACGUCUGACCGCAGCCGAGGAUAACUUUCUGUUUGUUGCUAGAGAGCUGUUGACAAAAGGCUCACCCUUGAAGUAUAGUAAAGCACAGAAAAGCACCUAGCAGGUGAGGGAGGGCCUGCUAGAAAUGGUGCCUAUCACUUUUGCGGUUGGUUUCUGGUGUUUCACUGCUCCUAUUGGUCCAUGGGAAAGCAUUGCUCUUCACUCUGUUGGAAUGGGGGAUUGGGGCCAGUUCACCCAAUCCGUAGCUUUUAUGAUGCUAAAACUUUUUAAAAACAUAUCUUUAGUUUCAUGAGGGUCUUAGGUGAUUUUAACUUUUUGUAUUUUAAAAAGAGAGACAGGAAGUAAUCUGUUUUCUUCCCAUCUGGAAUCCUGGAUCUUUUUAUUAAUUUAAACUUACCAGCAUGCCGUUUGGUGCUACUGUAUUUAUAAAGUUGGUUCCCAGUCACUGGUCUAAGUUUUGGUCAGAGUAGCUCUGUAACACUGAAUGUCCUGAUGUGGCCAUCCCUUCUUACAUUGUGGGUUUUAACAUGUUUGUAAAGCAGAUACUUAUUCCUUUUCCCAGUGCUAUGGUAUUUAUUUGUUAUUUAUUGCUAUUUUAAAAAUAAUAAUAAUAAAGCCCUUGCGACUUUACAAUCAA
This is a messenger RNA of Heteronotia binoei (common prickly gecko), 7591 nucleotides long. It is a transcript of the gene KIF13B, whose product is annotated as kinesin family member 13B. Gene Ontology annotation, molecular function: microtubule motor activity; ATP binding; cell adhesion molecule binding. Gene Ontology annotation, cellular component: adherens junction. The coding region runs from base 92 to 5965 and encodes 1957 amino acids. The record is from RefSeq and is a predicted model, not a curated record. Gene Ontology annotation, biological process: microtubule-based movement; regulation of protein localization. The transcript is spliced from 41 exons. NCBI's taxonomy places the organism in Eukaryota, Metazoa, Chordata, Lepidosauria, Squamata, Gekkonidae.